Neltuma alba is the source of this 3458-nucleotide messenger RNA. Its product is annotated as BTB/POZ domain-containing protein FBL11. Gene Ontology annotation, molecular function: protein binding. Gene Ontology annotation, cellular component: SCF ubiquitin ligase complex. The transcript has 19 exons. Gene Ontology annotation, biological process: SCF-dependent proteasomal ubiquitin-dependent protein catabolic process. The record is from RefSeq and is a predicted model, not a curated record. Lineage: Eukaryota; Viridiplantae; Streptophyta; Magnoliopsida; Fabales; Fabaceae. Bases 336 to 3335 code for a protein of 999 amino acids.
CCGCCUCUGGAGACGGAAACAUAAACAGCAGGACAGUUCUGGCUAAGAGCUGCUGCGGGGCGCUGGACGUUCCCUGGGACCCCUAAUCCACGGUUCUCCGUUGAGCCUGCUAGUCACGCUAUAUGCAUCCCGUUAUCAGCAGCAACGCGCGACAGCAUUGAGCUACCCGCCACUUCCACUUGUGCGCAUUUUUCCUUCCUUUUCAAGGUCUUGAAAUUUAUUGGCUCAUUUGAGUGCUGUGCACCCCAUAGUAUAACCACUGAGCAACGCAUUCUGCCAUUUUGCCAUACACGACACGCAGUUCUCUCUGUUCAUCAGCUCAACCGGCAUAGUUCAUGGAGUCAAGCUCAGAUGAUGAGCAUGUUAUACUGGUUUUCAAAAACCCCGAUUCAAUUGAAACGGAGACCGAGGAGGAAGAAAUUCUUGUAUCUACCACAGAUAUUCUCAACUGGGAUCUUCAGACUAUUCUCCGUUUUCCAACGCUCAAAAUUCGGGCACUCCGGAGUAGGCUCAUUCAGCAAUGUUCCUAUUUCCGGGGCCUCUUCCGUGGGAGCUUCAGUGAAUCAUGCCUGGGCUCUACCAUUGUCGAAUGGAAUGUGCUAUCAUUUUUGGACAUUCUGAAGUAUCUGUAUGGCUUCCCGUUGGAGAUUACAUCGGAUAAUUUCCUCUCUCUUUAUGAGGGUGCACUUUAUUUUGGUGUGGAUUCACUUCUGUCAAAGUGCAAAAUAUGGCUUUCUGAUGUGUCCUCAUCCAAAGGAUCUCAACCAGUACAAAUGCAAAUGGAGGACAUAAUUCUGAUUUGGAAGUUUGGUUUGGAGCAUGAAAGUGAUUUUAUGAUGGAAUUAUGCACAAGCUAUCUGGCUAGAAAUUUUAUGUGGGCAAUACAUAGCACGUUAUUUGAAAAUAUUCCGUAUAAUAUGUUGUUGUCUUCUAUAGAGCACCCUCACCUGACUGUUGACAGUGAAAUGCAUCUGUCUGAUGCGCUUUUACGCUGGCUUGAAUGUAACUCCAAAAAUAUGGAGACCUUGGGCAGAAAGGAAUACAACUGUUACAGAAUGUUGAAAAAAAUUCGUGUUGGCCUUUUGCCUUUGUGGUUUGCAGCAGGGAAAAGAAACUCUUCAUUUUUUAGACAGCUUGCUGAAGAAAGCCUUGAUUCAAUUUUCAGACAAUUAAAUAUUCCACCCAUAGGUUCGCAAAAUCGUUUAGGAUAUGAUGACUUGGAGCAUCUCAGGAUUCGACUGACAGAAUAUUCCAAGAGAGUGAACCUUUCAGGUUGCCCCCAGAUAACACACGCAAUUCUACUUCUGUCACUGCUCCCUCUAUCACCUCCAAUGGAUCUCAGAUCAAGAAAUAUUAUUGAACUGCUUUACAAUAACUUUGAACACCCCAUAGGAGACAAACGUGCACUCCCACAAAUAAUGUUGCCGACUUUGUCCUUUGAAGGAGUUCAGGAGGUAGAUAUCUCGAAGUGUCAAAGAUUGCUAAUGGAAGAUGCCAUUGAAUGCUUUUGCAAGUCCUUUUCUUCUUUAAGAACAUUGAGAGCUGCUUAUCUUUUGAACAUCAGAACAACCACUUUUCUUAAAUUAGUGCUGAAGUGCCCGCAGGUAUGUGAAAUUGACUUGACUGUUGAUAUUACUCCACUAAUGCCAGCAUUAGUUUCAAUUUUAUCAUCAAGUCUUUCAGUGACAUCACUGGUAUCAGAGAGGGCUUCUAGUGUGACGUAUAAUGCAGUGGAUGCCUUCUCAUUUUAUGAAUCUGGACCACCACUGUCCAAAAUUACUAAGCUCAUCUUGGAAGGAAGAACUGAUAUCUAUGGUGCUCUUUACUUGUCUGUGCCAGAUUCAGAUCUCCAGUACAUCUCCAAAAUUUGUCUUUCACUGCAUCACCUGAAUAUUAAAGGAUGCGUUUCAGUCACAGACACUGGCAUAUCAGAUCUCAUAGGCAAAUGUAUAAAACUUAGCUCAAUUGUGGUUUGCGAUACUUCUUUUGGGGAAAAUUCAGUUCAAGCUCUUUCCUCGGCUAUUUCUGAUUGUGGCAGCUUUUCCUCUCAACAUUUUAGAGAUAAGCAUUUGAGUUCUGUAGCAUCUAACCUUCAAACCCUGCAUAUGGGGGGCUGCCGAGGUAUAAAUAAGUUGUCUCUACUUAAGCUUAUGUCUCAAAUGCAACUGCUGAGGGAUCUAUGCUUGAGAGGGACAGACAUGGUUGAUCAAGCACUUAAUAACUUCCCAGGUUCUUCCUUGGAGAUACUUGAUGUUUCGGAUACCAGGAUUUCUGGAGCUGCAUUAGCUCGUAUUAUUUGUGGAAACCCAAAUUUAAAGUGUCUAAAAGUUAGAGGCUGUAGUAAUUUAUUUCAAGAGGAAAGUUGUACUGAGGAAAGAGAAUCUAUCUUCUCUUGUUUGCAUGAAGAACUGUGCACCAAGCUAGGAAAGAUGUGCAGAUUGGAAGAAGUUGAAUUUGGAUGGGGUUUUUCAUCACUCUCCUUGAAAGCUAUGGAACCUGCAUUGAUGAUGUUACAGAGAAUCAAUGUAGGUUUGGGUGGAAUGCUUGGUGAAGAUGCAUUGAAAAAACUACCGGCAAUUUGUCCCUUGCUGGAAACAAUCAUAUUUCAGUUUCAGGUAAUAUCUGAUAGUGUUCUGGUGAACAUAGCCACGUCCUUGACAAACCUGCAAGAGUUAGCUCUGUGCUAUUGUUUUGGUGAUUUGUCCAUAUCAAGCUUCAAAUUCUUCACGCGAAAUCUUAGAAAGUUGAGGCUUAAAAGAGUAACCCCUUGGAUGACCAAUGAUGAUUUGGACGUCCUUACCCAAAACUGCAGAAAUUUGGUUGAACUUUCUUUAUUAGGAUGUCCUCUUCUUAACUCAGCAGAUUCUCAACGUAUAAUUUCACGCGGAUGGCCAGGCCUCAUUUCAAUCCAUUUAGAGGAAUGUGGAGGAAUAACAGCAAACGGGAUCUCUUCUCUUUUUGACUGCAAAGCCAUAGAAGAUCUCCAGCUGCGUCAUAAUGGACCUGGGCUGCAGGAAAACUUCAUUUUUUAUGCUGCUUCCAAGCUUCCAAUGCUUCGAAUGUUGUCUCUGGAUAUAUGCGAUGCAAGCAAAGGCGAUUUUGACAUUCCAAAAAUUUUAGAUCUAUCUGAAAUCCAUCGUGAAAUGCCCCAGACCCAUGCGGACAGAUACUUCUUGAGUAGCUUGAAGAUAGCAAGAUGCAAGUACCAAAGAUGUGCAUUUAAUCUCCCAGCUCCCUCCCGGGGAGCGUGUAGCAGGUCUGUGCACGUGGAGACGCUGGUGUUUGUAUGGAACAGCAGAGACCUCACUAGAGCAGUUGUGAAGGAAAGGCUUUAAAGUUAAAUCUAUAACCCCCCAGGAACUUCAUUUCGAACAUUUUGGUGGGAAACACCGGGUGUCAACUGAGGGGGUGUUUGGAUGAGUGUAAAAGUGCUUUUCAAAAAUAUUUUUCUGCAAAUC